This is a messenger RNA of Brassica napus (rape), 2780 nucleotides long. RefSeq names its product protein UNUSUAL FLORAL ORGANS. Gene Ontology annotation, molecular function: protein binding. The transcript has a single exon. Lineage: Eukaryota; Viridiplantae; Streptophyta; Magnoliopsida; Brassicales; Brassicaceae. Bases 1269 to 2609 code for a protein of 446 amino acids. The record is from RefSeq and is a predicted model, not a curated record.
AAAACUUUUAUCAAAAAAAAAACUUUAAAUAAAAACUUUUGAAAUUUUGAAUAAACACAUUUAGAACAAAGGAAAUGAUAUAAUUGGGUUGUUUGAGUUGAUAAAAUUAAAUCUAGAAUAACUUGCACAAUAUUCUUCAAGUAUUCUCUGAUUUGAUCUUCAAUGAGUACAAUUUGUCUGGCUAUUAUCAAAAAGAAAAAGAAGAAGAGGAGCGUGCAUGUAGAUUGCGAUAAAACUAUAGAGUUGAAAAAGAAGACGAAGAUGUGAUCAAGUGUGAAAAGUAUUGGAGUAGUCUCUGAAUUAAUAAUGUCGAUGCUGGGCAUGACAAGAUAACUCUGUAGCUCUCAACAUUAAGAACCAUCACUUCCUCUGCCACCAUUUUCACGUUUACCCACACGUAUACAAACAAAAUUUUGUUAGUCAAUUGAUAUAAACAAACUGUUGUUGUAACAAGGUUUUUUGGAUAGUUGUGCUUUUGUUGAAGUUUGGUCUAGUUAAAACUGUUCGAAUGAUACCAAAUUCAUCCGGUAUAUAUAUAUUGAAUACUACUUUACAAUUUAUUAAUAAAAGAAAUUCAAACUCCUUGAGAAAUUUUAGUUCUUUUGGAGUUAACAUUUUUCUUGUCUUCAGCAUUUGACUGGUUUUUUUUUUUUUUUUUGGAAAUGGGCUUCUUGACUGGUUUAGUUAGCACACUAGUAAAUAUAAAUAACGUAUACUAACUUAUUUGAAAUAAUUUAUAGCUCAUCAUACAUUAAAAAAUAAAUAUUAAUUUAGAUACAAAUUAAAAGUUCCCUAUUAUUUCUAUACUUAUUGGUGUGUCACACUGUACCUUUUUAACAAUAAAGAAACACGUUUUCUUUUUAUUCUUCAAUAUAAAGUUGUGUGCUUUGUAUAAAUUCAGUUUACCUUGGUUUUUGCUUUUAACAUAUUUCAUUUACUCUGCCUAUAUAUAAGUUAUUCUCUUAUAUAUAAAUAUAUGCCACUUUACUCUGUUGAAUAUCAAAAACCCAUGCAAGAAGUAGAGAGUGACUAGAGAACUACUUUGUCUUCUCUUUGUUACUUCUUCAAAAGCUAUAUACAAUCUCUGCCUCUUUUACCUACGAUGAGUUUUGCAUAACUUUCACAAAAACUUCCUCAAAAAAUCACUAAAAGCUAAAUCUUCCUUUUUUUCCCAACCAAAGAAGAAAACUCCAAAUCCAUUUCAGACAAAGAAAAUCUCAAAUCCCCUUUUCACCAUAUCUUUCACAUGCCAAAGCCUAAACAUCAAAAUGGAAACAAAUAUGUUCAUCAAUAACCCAUCUGCACACUUACCGUUCUCUUACACCUUCACUAGUAGCAGCAACAGUAGCACAACCACUAGCACAACCACAGAUUCAACAUCCGGUCAGUGGAUGGACGGACGGAUUUGGAGCAAGCUACCUCCUUCGCUUCUUGACCGUAUCAUCGCUUUUCUUCCACCUCCAGCGUUUUUCCGGUCACGUUGCGUCUGCAAGAGAUUCUACGGUCUACUUUUCUCCAACACUUUCCUUGAGAUAUAUCUACAACUACUUCCUCCCCGACACAACUGUUUCCUCUUCUUCAAACACAAAACCCUCAAAAGCUACAUCUACAAGAGGGGAGGUGGAGGAGGAGCAAACGAUGAUGGUUCCAAUAAAGCUGAAGGCUUCUUAUUUGACCCUAAUGAAAUCAGAUGGUAUCGUCUCUCUUUUCCUUACAUCCCUUCAGGGUUUUAUCCUUCAGGUUCAUCUGGAGGGUUGGUGAGUUGGGUCUCUGAAGAAGCUGGUCUCAAAACCAUUCUACUAUGUAACCCUCUUGUUGGAUCCGUGAGUCAGUUGCCACCAAUGUCAAGGCCAAGGCUGUUCCCUUCGAUAGGUCUCUCAGUAACUCCAACUUCCAUUGAUGUUACCGUCGCCGGAGACGACCUCAUAUCUCCUUACGCCGUGAAAAACCUCUCCUCGGAGAGUUUCCACGUCGACGCCGGAGGAUUCUUCUCCCUUUGGGCGAUGGCUUCUUCUCUGCCGCGGCUUUGUAGCUUGGAAUCAGGUAAGAUGGUUUACGUGGGAGGCAAGUUUUAUUGUAUGAACUAUAGCCCUUUUAGCGUUUUGUGCUAUGAGGUCACGGGGAACCGUUGGAUUAAGAUUCAAGCUCCGAUGAGGAGGUUUCUCCGGUCUCCAAGCUUGUUAGAGAGCAGAGGAAGGCUCGUUCUCGUGGCGGCCGUUGAGAAAAGCAAGCUUAACGUUCCCAAAAGCCUUAGGCUUUGGAGUUUGCAGCAAGAUAACGCCACGUGGGUCGAGAUCGAGAGGAUGCCUCAGCCGCUAUACACGCAGUUUGCAGUGGAAGAAGGCGGGAAAGGGUUCGAGUGUGUCGGAAACCAAGAGUUUGUAAUGAUUGUGUUAAGAAGGGCUUCACUUCAGUUGCUGUUUGAUAUGGUGAGAAAGAGUUGGUUGUGGGUCCCACCGUGUCCAUACUCCGGUGGCAGCAGUAGCGGUGUUGGCUCAGGUGGUUCAGAGGGAGAGGUGCUGCAGGGUUUUGCUUAUGACCCGGUACUUACUACACCGGUGGUUAGUCUUCUUGAUCAGUUAGCACUUCCAUUUCCUGGAGCCUGUUAGUUUUUAGGCUUUUAGUCAAGAAACUACGUGCCGUUUCCAUUUCUGGCGUUACGACUACUCGUUGCUUUUAGGAAAUAAUGUUGCAUUAAAAAAAACUAUGUUGCUUUAUCUUAUUGCUUUGUAUCCUCUGGUUGUAGUAAGAUUAUAUUUCUGAUGUUUAAUCUUUGACAA